Messenger RNA from Zeugodacus cucurbitae (melon fly), 2195 nucleotides. RefSeq names its product DNA-binding protein D-ETS-3 (gene Ets65A). Gene Ontology annotation, molecular function: sequence-specific DNA binding; DNA-binding transcription factor activity, RNA polymerase II-specific. NCBI's taxonomy places the organism in Eukaryota, Metazoa, Arthropoda, Insecta, Diptera, Tephritidae. The record is from RefSeq and is a predicted model, not a curated record. The transcript is spliced from 7 exons. Gene Ontology annotation, cellular component: nucleus. Gene Ontology annotation, biological process: regulation of transcription by RNA polymerase II; cell differentiation. The coding region runs from base 1395 to 2195 and encodes 266 amino acids.
CACAGUUCGGUCGCAAUCCGGUGUAAUAAAGACGAACGUGCAAAGUAUUUCAGCAAACAUAAAUAUAACAAGAACAGCAUAUAAAUAAUAUACGUGCUGUAGAGUGUUUUGUUGUAGUUUUACAUAAUUCACUUUUGACUCUUAGGCCUACAGCGCCACAGGUGUAAACUUAGUAAAUACUAGUGCAUAAUAGUUGAGUAAACGUACGAAAAAUAGCAACUGUUAAGCAAAAACUUGUGAAAUUAAACUUUUUCAAGUGACUUACUUGUAACGCUGACGCAGCGUCGCUAAAAACCAAAAAAGUCUCAGAAAACUGUAGUAAGCACAGUGUGAACUAUAUUAAUUGAAUAUCAAAGCACUCAAAUAUAGAUAAAUCUAAGCGCAAACUGAACGCCAAAACGUUAACGCACUUGAAAAAUAUAUAAGUACAACGCUUGUGCUGCCAGCGAACAGUCGGUGUGCCAGCGAAGGCGACGGCGGCGGCAACCAAAGUUGUCCGGAAGUCGAGGUGUCCGGUAACGGUAACCGGUUCCGAUCGUCAUUUUUCCCGUUCCUUUUCCUGUUCCGCCAGUGUGAGCCAAAGUAAGGCAACACCUAGAACGACCGCUCUCCCGCCUGCCAGCAGAGGCCAGCGCGCACAUAUAUUUGUUUGCCGCUCACCUAUACAUUCCGACUUAAUAUAUGUAUUAGAAAUUCUUAGUUACAUAUAAAUAAAUCGGCAUUCAGUGAAUGCGCGUAGUUACUUUUAAAAUAAAUUAAAUUGAAGGAGUGUCGGCUACGGCAAUUCACAUCUUGUGGGCAACCAACAAACAUUUGGCCAAGCGCGCUUAGUACCAGCGGGCAUUAGAAAAUAGUUUUGUGUGUGUGUUUGUGAGUUGAAACGGCAACGUCAGCGGCCGCAGCAGCAGCAACAAAAACGCGCUCGUCGACCAAAUUGUUGGUCUCCGGUGUUAUUACCUUCCGGUGUGACCAACACAAUCGCACACACAAAUGCAAAUAAAGUUGAAGGAUUCGGCGGUUGCGGUUUGACGUGAUUUCACAUACGAAUUUUGCCAUUUUGCCAUUUUAUUGCUCGCAAGUGUAUAUACACUUGAAUGCCAUUAAAACGUUUUUGAACUAUAAACCGAUUUGUACUUUCGAAUUCUUGCCACCAUUUUUAUGGUUUAUUAAACAUUUUGUGAAUUGCUGAUGACAUACAACAAGUCCAUUGUGCUCCAGUAAUUGUAAUAAAAGUAGAAACAUAAUCCUAGUAAGUGCAACUUCUUGUGCAAAGUGUAUUAAAAAAAAAUAAUAGUGCGCGCAUUGCCAGUAGUUUGUUGCAACUGCGCACAUUUGCCGUCGGUGUUGUGCUGGAAAACGCAAACAUUGCCGCCGCCCAUUUGUGUCCUGGUGCCAUGAUGCUUGACAUUAAAACAUCAGCUGAUUAUUUGUCACGUUCGACGGGAAGUUUUAGCAAUUUUUCAAUGUUGUUCGCAGAUUCUUCGUACAAAUCCUCUUGGGGAUCGCAUGGCUCUACGCAAUCGCAGGGCUACAGCUCCAAUGCGCUGAGCAGCGUAGGCGUGAGCGUCGGCAAGUCAUCGCUUGAUCCGCAUUCACAUCUCAGACAGCCUGAUCCAUAUCAAAUGUUUGGGCCAACCAGCAGUCGACUAGCCAGCUCUGGUUCCGGGCAAAUACAGUUAUGGCAAUUUCUACUCGAACUAUUAUCCGAUUCUGGCAAUGCGGCCUGCAUUACCUGGGAAGGCACAAAUGGUGAAUUCAAAUUAACCGAUCCUGAUGAGGUGGCCAGACGUUGGGGUGAACGCAAAUCAAAACCGAAUAUGAAUUAUGAUAAGCUGAGUCGUGCGUUAAGAUAUUACUACGACAAGAAUAUUAUGACCAAAGUGCAUGGCAAACGUUAUGCGUACAAGUUCGACUUUCAAGGUUUGGCCGCCGCCACACAACCCGCCGCCAGCGAUCCCACCUACAAAUACCAGAGCGAUUUGUUCAUGACACCAUAUCAUCAUAGCGCCAAAUUGAGCUCAUUUAUGAGUCCGCAUCAUGGUAUGACAUCGUCAUCAGCAUCGAUAUUCCCAUCGGCCGCUUCGUGGGGCAAUUGGGGCAACCCGGCCACCAAUUUGUAUCAGCCGCACUCCAUGGGCCAUGUGACGCCGUCGCAUGUGGCGCCCCAUCUCAGCUCCUAUCCGCAUUAUGCAUGA